AUGGUUGAAGGCCUGCAGGUCACAGUGCCUGACAAGAAGAAGGUGGCCAUGCUCUUCCAGCCCACUGUGCUCCGCUGCCACUUCUCCACAUCCUCCCAUCAGCCUGCAGUGGUGCAGUGGAAGUUCAAGUCCUACUGCCAGGACCGCAUGGGGGAGUCCUUGGGCAUGUCCUCUCCCAGGGCCCAAGCUCUCAGCAAGAGGAACCUAGAAUGGGACCCCUACUUGGACUGUCUAGACAGCAGGAGGACCGUUCGAGUAGUAGCUUCAAAGCAGGGCUCGACCGUUACCCUGGGAGACUUCUACAGGGGCAGAGAGAUCACCAUAGUUCAUGAUGCAGAUCUUCAGAUCGGAAAGCUCAUGUGGGGAGACAGCGGACUCUAUUACUGCAUCAUCACCACCCCGGAUGACCUGGAAGGCAAAAAUGAGGACUCCGUGGAACUGCUGGUGUUGGGCAGGACAGGGCUGCUUGCUGAUCUCUUGCCCAGUUUUGCUGUGGAGAUCAUGCCAGAGUGGGUGUUUGUCGGCCUGGUGAUCCUGGGGAUCUUCCUCUUCUUCGUGCUGGUGGGGAUCUGCUGGUGCCAGUGCUGUCCUCACAGCUGCUGCUGCUAUGUCCGCUGCCCAUGCUGCCCGGAUACCUGCUGCUGCCCUCAGGCCUUGUAUGAAGCAGGGAAAGCAGCCAAGGCCGGGUACCCUCCCUCUGUCUCCGGUGUCCCAGGCCCCUACUCCAUCCCCUCUGUCCCUUUGGGAGGAGCCCCCUCUUCUGGCAUGCUGAUGGACAAGCCGCAUCCACCUCCCUUGGCACCAAGUGACUCCACUGGAGGAAGCCACAGUGUUCGCAAAGGUUACCGGAUCCAAGCCGACAAAGAGCGAGACUCCAUGAAGGUCCUGUACUAUGUCGAGAAGGAGCUGGCUCAGUUCGAUCCAGCCAGAAGGAUGAGAGGCAGAUAUAACAACACCAUCUCAGAACUCAGCUCCCUGCAUGACGAUGACAACAAUUUCCGCCAAUCCUUCCACCAGAUGCGGAGCAAGCAGUUCCCUAUGUCUGGAGACUUGGAGAGCAACCCUGACUACUGGUCAGGUGUCAUGGGAGGCAACAGUGGGAACAACCGGGGGCCAGCCCUGGAGUAUAACAAAGAGGACCGUGAGAGCUUCAGACACAGCCAGCCGCGCUCCAAAUCCGAGAUGCUGUCGCGGAAGAACUUCGCCACGGGCGUGCCGGCCGUGUCGAUGGACGAGCUGGCGGCCUUCGCGGACUCCUACGGCCAGCGGUCGCGACGCGCCAACGGCAACAGCCACGAGGCGCGGGCCGGGAGCCGCUUCGAGCGCUCGGAGUCGCGGGCCCACGGCUCCUUCUACCAGGACGGCUCGUUGGACGAGUACUACGGGCGCGGCCGCAGCCGCGAGCCGCCGCCGGGAGACGGGGACCGCGGCUGGCCUUACAGUCCCGCGCGUCGCCGGCCGCCCGAGGAGGCUCCGCUGCCGCGCCUGGUGAGCCGGACCCCGGGCACGGCGCCCAAGUACGACCACUCGUACCUGAGCAGCGUGCUGGAGCGCCAGGGGCGAGCCGAGAGCACCAGCCGCGGUGGCAGCCUGGAGACGCCGUCCAAGCUGGGUGCGCAGCUCGGCCCGCGCAGCGCCUCCUACUACGCCUGGUCGCCGCCCGCCACUUACAAGGCCGGGGCCAGCGAGGGCGAAGACGAGGACGACGACGCGGCGGACGAGGACGCGCUGCCACCCUACAGCGAGCUGGAGCUGAGCCGGGCCCCGUCCUACCGCGGCCGCGACCUGCCCUUCCACAGCAACUCGGAGAAGAGGAGGAAAAAGGAGCCCGCCAAGAAAACUAGUGACUUUCCAACCAGAAUGUCCCUUGUGGUCUGACAGUUUCAAGACACAACUCCGGAUCACUAGAAAUCAGAUACAGACUACGAGAUGAGACACAAAUCUGAGAGUCAGCAAGCCUAGGACCUUCUCUGGCCAGCAACCACCUUGGAAGAUUUGUUGAUCUCUGCUUUGGCGACAGAUAGGAGGCAUCCUUUAAGGAGGCUGAUUUCAAACCCUGGUGCCCAAUCUACCUUGAGAAACUUACCAAGAAGACAAUGAUGUGUGAGAACGUACCACAUAAUAACCCACAGGGUCUAUCUUGCCCCACCCACAUUUCCUUAGCAGAAUCAAGACUCUGUGUCCAGUUCUGAAACAGGUAGCUUUGGACCCCUGACCUCUAGAAAUUACCUAUGCUUGCGGUAUGUUUUUCUACAAGUGCUGUUCUGUGCUUAGAGACAGAAGAAUUUGUUACUACCAUUAGAAGACCUUCUGCUCACAAGAGAGAGAACUUCAAGGUAAAACGUACCUUUUUAUCCCCAUCACUUGCAGUCAUUGGUCAAAGAGUCUUGUUAUGCUAAAAUCAGAAGGCCUUUGUUGAGCUUAAUGGCGGUGACCUCCUGGGCAAUCACAGAAAUGGCUUCCAUUUGCUGCUCUGACUCACAGUUCUUAAGUGGCUAGGCAAACAGGAUAGCAUUUUGAAAAGCUGCCUAAGUGGUCUUUCUUUUUCCAUUCGGGGGACGUAAGGUGCGUCUCAUCUUUCUGUUGUGCAGAGUGACAUCCAAGCCUUGAACUCCUGAGUCUCUCUCUCUUCCUCUCCUCUCCUGAACUUUUCAGGGAGGGGCUGGUGCGUCUGAGGGUGACCCACUCCACUCUGCAGUGUGACUAACUUGUCAUCAGGUGCCUUUGACAGAUGUUCCAAACACACACGUGAAAGAGGACGAGAAAAGGAGAAAGCAGUGAUACCAGAGGAGACAUGGGGAAGAAUUUAAGAGGAAAAUAAUAUGCCGUCUCGUUGGAUCUUGAAUGUGGGUUGUUUUCCCACAAACACACUCAGAUUUUUUUAAAUUGGAUCUGUACUUCAUUUAAGGAUUAUUUCUACCAUACCGAUUCUGCCACUGCAGGGCACCAGGGAUGUGGUGUCCACCCCUCUUGGCCUCCCUGACCUGCCACUGUAGAUGCUUUGGAGAGAAGAAAGGCACCACUUUCUCAGCAAGAAGCACUUCCUCUUCCUACCCUUGCAAAAAUAAUUGGUUUUGCCUAAGUCCCAAAUUGAGAAGGUCCUGGACUUUGGAAUGUUCAUAAACUGCCGAAGUGGCCAUGAGCUCUCCCCUUCUCAUUAUUCCUGUGCAUGGAGUUCGUCCUCUCUUGCUGCUCUCGGACCCUGUCAAAUGUACCUGAACUAUCUAUCUAUCCUCUAUGGUGAGAGAAGAGCCUGGUCACUAUUGUCAUUGUGUGUGACAGUUUUAUCAACUCAGCAGACUCAGAAGAGCAUCUAGCCACGACCAACAAAAGAACUGCCUAGCUGAGCCGAGUCCAAACUGGGGAUUCCCACUUGAGAGGAGAAGUUUGGUACUCCUAUGUGUUCAUUUAUCAUCAAGGAUAAACCUCUCGCAUGUCAGAA
Molecule: messenger RNA, 3442 nt
Organism: Peromyscus eremicus (cactus mouse)
Lineage: Eukaryota; Metazoa; Chordata; Mammalia; Rodentia; Cricetidae
Gene: Ildr2
Product: immunoglobulin like domain containing receptor 2
Exons: 9
Coding region: 1-1878 (625 amino acids)
Biological process (GO): pancreas development
Cellular component (GO): membrane
Source: RefSeq, a predicted model, not a curated record